Molecule: messenger RNA, 1113 nt
Organism: Saccharomyces eubayanus
Lineage: Eukaryota; Fungi; Ascomycota; Saccharomycetes; Saccharomycetales; Saccharomycetaceae
Gene: GLN1
Product: glutamate--ammonia ligase
Exons: 1
Coding region: 1-1113 (370 amino acids)
Cellular component (GO): cytoplasm
Molecular function (GO): glutamine synthetase activity
Source: RefSeq, a predicted model, not a curated record
AUGGCUGAAACGAGUAUUGAAAAAACCCAAAUUUUACAAAAAUAUCUAGAACUAGACCAAAGAGGCAGAAUCAUUGCCGAAUAUGUCUGGAUCGACGGUACCGGUAACUUGCGUUCCAAAGGUAGAACUUUGAAGAAGAAGGUCACCUCUAUCGACCAACUACCAGAAUGGAACUUUGACGGUUCCUCUACCAACCAAGCUCCAGGUCACGACUCCGACAUCUACUUGAAGCCUGUCGCUUUCUACCCAGACCCUUUCAGAAGAGGUGACAACAUUGUCGUCUUGGCCGCUUGUUACAACAACGACGGUACUCCAAACAAGUUCAACCACAGACAUGAAGCCGCUAAGUUGUUUGCUGCCCACAAAGACGAAGAGAUCUGGUUCGGUCUAGAACAAGAAUACACUCUAUUGGACAUGUACGACAACGUCUACGGAUGGCCAAAGGGUGGGUUCCCAGCCCCACAAGGUCCAUACUACUGUGGUGUCGGUGCCGGUAAGGUGUACGCCAGAGAUCUUAUCGAAGCCCACUACAGAGCCUGUCUGUAUGCCGGUUUGGAACUUUCCGGUAUCAACGCCGAAGUCAUGCCAUCUCAAUGGGAAUUCCAAGUUGGCCCAUGCACCGGUAUUGAAUUGGGUGACCAAUUGUGGAUGGCAAGAUACCUCUUGCACAGAGUGGCUGAAGAAUUCGGCAUUAAGAUUUCCUUCCAUCCAAAGCCAUUGAAGGGUGACUGGAACGGUGCCGGUUGUCACACCAACGUCUCCACCAAGGAAAUGAGACUACCAGGCGGUAUGAAAUACAUUGAACAAGCCAUCGAAAAGUUGUCCAAGAGACACGCCGAACACAUCAAGUUGUACGGUAGCGAUAACGAGAUGAGAUUGACCGGUAGACAUGAAACUGCUUCCAUGACCGCCUUCUCUUCUGGUGUCGCCAACAGAGGUAGUUCCAUCAGAAUUCCAAGAUCCGUCGCCAAGGAAGGAUGUGGUUACUUCGAAGAUCGUAGACCAGCUUCCAACAUUGACCCAUACUUAGUCACCGGUAUCAUGUGUGAAACCGUUUGCGGUGCCAUUGACAGCGCCAACAUGACUAAAGAAUUCGAAAGAGAAUCCUCAUAA